AUGAGGAUGAGACCGCUCUCGUGGCUCAUCUAUUCCCUUCUAUUCCCAGCUGUAUGCCUUUCAACGUCAUGUGAGAUGUUAAAGAAGUCUCACUAUGACUAUUCUACACUGCUGAAGAAAGGCCCCGCGUCCGACUUGAAGAUCUGUACUGGGAAGAACGCGUGUUGCACGAAAAACAUAGAAGAUGAAAUUCUCGAAAGUGCAGAGAAGAUCUUCAAAGCUCAACUCGAAGACAAACUAAUCGUCCUACGACAUAUGAUCAAUUCAAAUUUGAACAGCUUUAGAACAUUCUUCUACAAUUCACUCAAUGCAUGCCAUGAGCAUUUGGAUACGCUAUUCCGAUCGUACUUAUGGAGCAUUCUAUCAGAGCAAUUCCCAGGUAUUUAUUGUCUACUCGAUGGUCUCCAUCGGGACGAUACGAUCAUUCAUGCUUGUGGGAAAAAUGGCCGAAAAAAUCAAUACACCCUAUUUCAUCUACAGACUUCGACAGCGACAUACCGACAACGUCGAAUGGAUGGGCUUUUCAAACCGCUACGAGCGUUCUCGUCACCGUUUUCCGACGCCAAAGUGUCGCAAAUUACUGGACGACUGUUCGAGUAG
This is a messenger RNA of Ostertagia ostertagi, 600 nucleotides long. The record is from the annotation of a GenBank genome assembly. Lineage: Eukaryota; Metazoa; Nematoda; Chromadorea; Rhabditida; Trichostrongylidae.